AGCAACGAAUCCCUCUCGACAAAACACCCACCUAAAGGGAGAACAGUGCACACCGCUAUCUAAAAACUGGUCUUCUUCCGUGUUUUUGUUUUUUUACUUCUUUCCUUCUUCUUUGCCUUCACCCGCCGCGAUGUCUGGCUUCACGAUUCGCCGCUUUGUGCUGCAGAACAUCACCGCCGUGGCGGCGCACUGCCCCUCCGUCACCGUCGCCUCCACCGCCGUCGCCGUCAUGACGGGCGUUGCUGCUCCGCCCACUGCACCCGCCUCCUCACCGGCGUCUUCCAGCUCCGGUGCCUCGAGUGUCGUCUCGAGCUGGGUGCGGAACAUGUUGACGGGUGCCCCUGAUGCCUCCUCUUUGUCAUCGACGAAGACAGGUUUCGGGCUGGUGACGGCGGAGGAAAUGGAAUGGAUUCGCCGCCGCCGGCGCGAGGGCGCGGAGGAGAGCCGUGUUGUGCUGGCGACCCGGCCCGGUCGCUCAGUGCUACGCGGAGUGGCCGGCGGUGCCUUGAACUCCUGCCUCGGCUUCAUUGUCUCGCCGCUGGUGUUUUUGGCAGUGGCGCUGGAGCUCGUUCGCCUCGGCAACGGCGUCAGCUCACUCCUCACCGGGCCCUGCUACGGCUUUGUGUGGGGCGGCAUUUUCUUUGCCUGUGCGCAGUACGCCGCGGCGCAGCAGGUGCUGAUGUGCGGCUACUACAGCUGUGUGGCGACGCCACUCUACUACUGUGUAAACCGCCGACCGCUGGUGAGGGCAGACGCGACACCGAUGAUGCCGGCGCCGCGAGCGCGGGCGUGGAUCUUCGGGGCGCUCAGCUGCCGCUUUGAGGUUCCACAAGGCACGCUGCAUGCCCACCAUCCGAUGCUGCUGCUGUACGACGCACCGUCCGUGUUGCGCGAGCGCGCGAUGAAGCGGCUGGCCCACCGCGACAAGAGCAAGAGCAAAAAGGAGGCGCAGUACGCUGGAAAAGGUAAAGCGAAUGGCGCCGGCCCGGACGACGAUGACUACUACGGACUGCUAGGACUGUCACCGGAUGCGACGCCACGGCAGGUGAAGGAGGCCUACAGUCAGAAGGCCUUGCAUUUGCACCCCGACCGCAACCCCAACCCCGAUGCGGCGCGGCAGUUCGACCGCGUUACAAAGGCGUAUCGAGUGCUGUCGAACCCGCAGAAGCGCAGGAAGUUCGAUCUGGCUGGCACAAAAGGUGUGGAGGACACAGGAGUGAAGAAGCGCGAGGGCGUGCGGGCGCUCUUCGGUGGCGCGGAGCUGAACAAGCUGGCCGGCGACGCCUUCCUCGGCAGCUUCUCCCAACGCGUGAUUGACGGGCUGGACUUCACGGCCGAGGAGCUCGCCGUGAUUCGUCAGCACAUGUACGAAAGCUGCCGCGAUGAGCUGCUCGGUACGUACCUGGCCCACUACGAUGCCUCCGCAGCUGCGACGACGGACGUGAUGGGAGGAUCGGUGAAGCGAGCAGCAACAGUAGCAGCGACAAAGAGUGGCCCGUGGAAGGGGGACGCCGUUGCACUGCAGCUGCGCAAGAUGCUCAACACGGGACUCGCGAAAGAGGUGCUGUACACCAUCGGCCACGAAUACCAACGAGUGAUCGCGUGCUUCGACAUGGAGGACAGCGGCAGCGCCUCCCUGCCGUCUCUUGCCAUGCAGCGCGCCAAGUUCUACGCAAGCGUAUCCGGCCCGCACCGCUGGCACCUGCAACGCCGAAAGGUAAAGUACCUGACGACGGUGCGCAGUCACACCUUCAAGAACUCCGAGGCGAUGGUGGAUCUCGCGUGGUUCACCUCCGUGCAGGAGCUGGAGACGACGGCGCGCCACGUGGCGCUGAUGAUCCUGUACGAGCCCUCGUUGUCGGCAACGGAGGCCACGACGCGGCGCAAUGCGCUUGCGGCGCUUGCGGAGUCGUUUAUUAUGUACGGGCAGCCCUACAAGGGUGCAAGUAAGGCCACGAUGGACCAGCUGAUGAGCUCGCUGCGGGAGUACCAGCAACAGCGUCAGCGCGAGAAGGACUCGGAAUAA
This is a messenger RNA of Leptomonas pyrrhocoris, 2026 nucleotides long. Its product is annotated as putative mitochondrial chaperone protein DNAj. The coding region runs from base 131 to 2026 and encodes 631 amino acids. The transcript has a single exon. Lineage: Eukaryota; Euglenozoa; Kinetoplastea; Trypanosomatida; Trypanosomatidae. The record is from RefSeq and is a predicted model, not a curated record.